This is a messenger RNA of Platichthys flesus (European flounder), 11132 nucleotides long. RefSeq lists its product as uncharacterized. Gene Ontology annotation, molecular function: zinc ion binding; RNA binding. NCBI's taxonomy places the organism in Eukaryota, Metazoa, Chordata, Actinopteri, Pleuronectiformes, Pleuronectidae. The coding region runs from base 378 to 10640 and encodes 3420 amino acids. Gene Ontology annotation, cellular component: nucleus. The transcript is spliced from 35 exons. The record is from RefSeq and is a predicted model, not a curated record.
GGCGCUUUUACUCUGAAGGCUCGUCCACCAAAGCGGAAGUCUUCACGCGCUCAAACCUCCGGGAUGCUGAUGGCGAACAGAAGAGUUUUAACCUGAAAGUGAAAGACGACAUCGACGUGAAGCUUUGCAUUGCUAUUGGAGCGUUGUGCCCUUUCUCCUGCUCCAGGGCCCUUACGAGCCCCCCCCACGCAGGGCUCACAGGGAGACUGUUUCUGAGUGAAGAGCAGGCUGUGUCCUUCAAGCUUAACUGAAAGCCCAGUCACCAUUGUUGUAGAGCCAUGGACCUGCUGUAAACCUGACAGCCAGCUGUCCACAACACCCUCUCCACGACUGCUCCAUCCAUCUAACUCCUUAACCUUCUUAAGGCUGCAGAUACCAUGUCUCAUCCCCUUUAUAACCCAUAUGAAUCUGGGAACCAGAGUUCCAGCCAGGGGCCAUAUGGGCUCCCUAGUGUGCAGGCAGAGAGGGACUCUCGGAGGGCAACCUCUGUCCUGGGACCAGGGUCAAGCUUCUCUUCUUCUGCAACUCCGGCCAACCAUGGUGGUAAUAUCCAAUCCCUGCCAGUGAACUACAGGCCUGAACAGAGUCUGGCCAGAGUCAACGUGGGGGAUGUAGAGAGAUCUGUGGACUCAGAUAUACGCAGAGCCAGAGAGGAGGUGACAUCCUCAGGCCAGAGCACUCGCUUCACCUACACAGGGACGACGUCCUAUCCGAUGUCCUCAACCUCUGCCUCUGGUGGACGCAGACAGUCUGAUGUUGAAAGUAGAAGUAGCUCCUUGGACUGGUUGCCGUGCUACAAAGGAUCAACUGCAGCUGAUUCUUCAAAUUUCCUUUCACCGCCCGCUUCAUGUAGCCGUACAAGCAUUGGGGGCAGUACGGUUAAUGCCUCCAGUGACAGACAGCGUGAUGGACAGUCAUUCCCAGUAUUAGGUGAUUAUGACUAUCGGGUACCAGACAAACCUGCAGCUCCAACUGACACAAGUCGCCCCACGUACACGUCCGAGUCUGCUUCUAGCAUCCUUUUAAAUUUUGGACUUGAGAGAGAGGAUUUGGAAUAUCUUGUCCAAUACCCCGAGGAUCAGCUCACCCCGGCCAGGCUUCCGUUCAUCUUGCGGGAAAUCCGCAUCCAGAAGACCAAUAGAGCUAUGACUGCAGUUGAGUCAAAACCCUAUCCUGAACCCCAACCGUUCAGAGGUGCCAUUGGCAGGGACAGUUUGACUGGUUCUGCAGGGUCAGCAGCCGUUCUCCAGCCCAGCAAAGUGAUCGACUAUGGACAUACUAGCAAAUACGUUGGAGGGGUUGGGGAUGAGAUUGGCAGGAGUGCUAACAGUGUUGGGAGUGGCAGUAUGAUGUUGGCGAACACUAGCCACAGUCAAGAACCACCUCAAAAGGGAGGUAGCUCUGUCGCCAAACCUUCGUACAACUCAAUACAGAGCUCACUUGCUCCCCCACCCAUUGAUCCAGCAAAGAAGUUGAAGAACCAACCGAUCCAGACACCUCAACCAAUCGUUAGCUCUGCUUCUCUGCCAAGAAAAGACGGAGACAGAACAGUUUAUAUGCCUGAAGCCGGCAAACCCCUUCCUUUGAAAGAACUUAAGACAGAUCGCAAGUCAGCAUCAGUGACCCAGCCCUCUUCCACUUUGAUUCAUGGUGUGCAUCCUGACCGACCUGGUCUUGUGCUCAUCGGCAACAGUAAUGCCAGUGGCACUAAGAUUCCGACCACAACUCAAGGUAAAGGAUCAGUUGUUGCUGAGCAGAGGCAGAUGCAGCAGAGGCAGCAGAACCAGAUGCCACAGAGCCAGAUGCACCAGAUGCCACAGAGCCAGAUGCUGCAGAGCCAGAUGCCACCGAGCCAGAUGCACCGAAUGCCGCCGAGCCAGAUGCCACAGAGCCAGAUGCACCGGAUGCCGCCGAGCCAGAUGCCACCGAGCCAGAUGCACCAGAUGCAGCAAAGCCAGAUGCACCAGAUGCAGCAGAGCCAGAUGCCGCAGAGCCAGAUGCACCAGAUGCAGCAGAGCCAGAUGCCGCAGAGCCAGAUGCACCAGAUGCAGCAGAGCCAGAUGCACCAGAUGCAGCAGAGCCAGAUGCAACCACAGAAGCAGCCAGAACGAUCAACGAUUAUCCCUCGUCCAAUCAAUCAUCCACCACCUCAGCCAGCCCUGAGCUCUAUGAACUUUCCGCAGUCCCAGGCACCUUCCAGCAGCCAGGGUCCGGCAAAGAAGCCAGUGUCCAAGGGUCUGCCAGCGCCGGGUAUGAUGUACGACUAUGCGGCGGCCUCACCGAGAGCCUUUCCACAUACCUGUUCUCUGUGUUUCAAAGAAUGCUCUCAGAUGAAGGAUUGGAUCUCCCACCAGAACACCACUCUUCACCUUGAGAGCUGCAGAGUCCUCCGGACAAAAUACCCAGAGUGGAAUGGUGCUAUCGUACUCAAACCCAGGGAUGCAGGGAAAGAUGUCAAGCCCUCGUCCUCAGCUCCUGCGCAGACUCACCAACAGCGUCAAAAGAAAAGUAGUCAUGAGAGCCACUCCCGCUCCCACAGCCCUCGUCGCCACUUCAGCUCGGAGGGUCGAGGAGAGAAACGCAGCCGAUCCCGAUCACCGCGCAGCUCCAGAUACUCUCACAGUUCCAGAUCUCGUUCUCGUUCCCGUUCUCCACGAUAUGACCGUCAUCGGUCUCGUUCAAGGAGCCAGGAGAGACCGGGAAGAAGAGGUGAUAGGUCCCCACCGAAGAGGAGCGACAUGAGAAGGUCCCCUCCCAGGAGGAGCGACAUGAGAAGGUCCCCUCCCGGGAGGACUGACAUGAGAAGGUCUCCUCUCAGGAGGAGAGACAUGAGAAGGUCCCCUCCUGGGAGGACUGACAUGAGAAGGUCCCCUCCCAGGAGGACUGACGAGAGAAGGUCCCCUACAAGGAGGACUGACGAGAGAAGGUCCCCUCCUCCGAGGACUUACGUGAAAAGGUCCCCGCUAAGACGGAGUGAUGCGAGAAGGUCCCCACAAAAGAGGAGCCGAGAAAGACGAUUGACCUCAGAGCGGUCCCCUUCACCGAGAAAGAGCAGCACAGAGAGACUGGCACAGAAACUGCUGCAAAAAACAGAUGUCCAGUCUCUGUCCAAACAGACUGACCUGGAGGCUGUGGUUAAAAAUUUACUCGCUGAGAUAACCAAGAUGAAGUCUUCCUCCUCGUCAUCCACUUCGUCGGCCAAGGGAGGAAAAAGCCUGAAGUCUACUCCCGCUGCUGGAAGAAUGGGCUCCUCCUCUGCUGCCUCUUCAUCAUCGUCCCUUUCAGCAGCGAAGAAGAAGACGACAACAUUAACCAAGGCCGUCCUGAAGAAGAGUGAUGCAAGUGGUUCCACAAAGACUAAGUCCGUCAGACCGACAUCGUCACCUCCAACCAGGGUGAGGUUAGGAGGGAUUCUUAAGAAGGUCGCUCACAGUGAUAUGGUUACUGUGAUGGAGCAGUUCGGAGAAAUCGAAUCAAUUGUAAUGCACCGGCAACAACUCCAGGCAAUGGUGACUUUUAAGAAAGAGGAAGACGCUAAGAAACUGAAGAAAUUAGGGGAACUCGUCUUGAAAGGAUUCCCCAUCACUGUCAUCAAGGAGUUGGAUACUAAGCCAAAGAAGACUCCUCUGAAAAAACCGUCUGUCUCCAGUGUCUCCACAUCUCAAACCUCUAAAUCCACAAAGCCCACGACCGUCAGAAAGGUUCCGUCUACAUCUGUCAAAACUUCACUUACUCGUCCAAAAAAGCCUUUAGCUUCAGCCUCUGCAGCAAAGGGAACCACACCAGGCAAAUGUACCAAUCAGAAAGCAGCUGUUAAAGGCUCAUCCGGUCUCACUAAAGGCAAAGUCUCGGUUCCCAAACCCAGUACCGUCUCGUCCAAGCCGAUCGCCAAAACGGCAAAAUCUAAUCUGCAGCAAGGAAAGACUGUCAAGGUCAGUAAACCAAAGACCUCGAGUCUCAGAACCAGUGUCUCAGAACUUGUCCCUGAAGUAAAGGUCACAGUGGGAACAGCCUCAGCUUCACAGGAACCUGAAACACCAGUGGACAACUUGGCCGCAGCAGGACAUUCAACAAAAGAGUUGAAGUCAAAAGAAUUAGACUCAAAGGUUCAACAGUCUGUGGUGGUGCUGGAAGACUCGGUCAAGGUUGAGACGAGAGAUGAGACAGGUCCUGAGCUGAGGCACGAACCGGAGCCUGUCACAGGCGAUGCAUUGGCUAAAGAAGCCGGAGGAGCCGAGCCGAUGGAGCUCGGGGAAACGGGAGAAACAGGAGUGGACGUGGCAGAGCCCAUGGAAGCAGAAAGUUGUGCUGAGGUCAAAGAAGAAAAACUGACAAAGGAGGAAGCUGCUUCUGACAAAUCCACUGAGAGUCAACAAACAACCAGGAAAGAUGAGACCAGACCUCCUGCUGUUCCACCUCCAGACACAGAAGCUGAUCCUAAACCUGCAGACACAAGUUCUCAGAUGCUUAAGACCACCAUUGAAACAGAAACAGCUGAUGAAGCGUCAGCACAGGUCCCAGAACCAGAGGCCGCAGCCCCUGAGUCCAAAUCCAUUGAGAGUCAACCAGCAACCAGUAAUGAUGAGACCAGGCCCCCUGCUGUCCCACCUGCGUCAUCACAGGUCCAAGGCCCGGAGUCCACAGAACUGUCUGCAGCUUCCGGUCAGGUCAUCGAGAUGGAGGCUUCACGACCUCCGAGCUCAACUGAAGAGCGGGAGAAAACUACAAUGGAAGCAGAAGAUCCUGCGUCUGCCGUGAAGAACCAAAUGGAUCCCAAAUCAGCUGAGGGGGCAGACAAAGUUUCAACUGAGCCGCCAGCCGGAGCAGUGAGCGAGCCACAACCGGCAGGAGCCACGUCUCCACCUGCAGAUCUGACGAUCGGGGAGAUGGUUGAAAAGCUCUUUAAUCUAAAAACAAUCUCGCUUUUAGAGAAGAAAACCUGCUCCACAAAAGGGAAGUUUCUUGGCCUGGGUCGGAAGAUGCUGAUGAUCACCAACCUGCCGAAGUACGAGGCCGACCCCUACACGGAGGCAGACGUCGCCAACCUGCUCAUUCCAUUCGGAUUUGAAUAUUCAUCAUUAAAAAUCCAGGUUCUUCCUCAGAUUUGCGUGGCUUUCGUGGAGAUGCCGUCAGCUUUCAAGGCCUUUCACCUCAUUACCAUGUUUCCACAGAGAGGCCCCACCUUCAAAGGGAACAAACUGAAGUUUCACGUCGUGCACUCCGGCAUUAAAACAGAUCCGAUGGGGUUUUAUAAAUCGGCGAUGAAGGUGAUGAACUCUUCGGUGGACGACACGGAAGGGAGGAUCAUCUUCAUCACUAACAUCUCACCGAGCGAAACCCGAGACCUCAGGGAGGCUUUGAGAAAAAUCACUUCAGUCACAAACUUCCUGCCUCUGCUCAACAAGGUUUUUAUUGAACUUGAAUCCAGUCUUCAUGCCGAUCGGCUCGGAGUGUGGUACAGCCUCCAGGAACAAGCCGGUGGUUACUCACUGUGCCGGCUGAGACACUCAUGGGCUAGACACUUCAAAGCUCCUCAUAAGCUCGCUCCGAAGGCUCUCCGGGACAGCAAGUACGCCCCCCCCGGAGCGUCUAUCCCCUCAGUGGAAUCUGAGGUUCCACUGUGCAGCGGCGGACCGUAUUGGCUCACUAUGCCUACGAGUCCCUUUGUGUUCCCCACAGAUUCUCCUUGUUUCAUCAUCCCAGAUUAUGUGACUGUCAAAAGAAAUAUGAAUACGAAGAAGCUCAACAGUCAAAGUUCCAUGUUCCCCACACUCAUGUUGACCGGUUUACCAGAUAAAGGCUACAGUCAGGAGGACGUGGCCAGGCUGGUCUGGCCUUAUUUCCCCAAACAAACUCUCUACUCUCUGAACAACAACGUGGUCGUGCUGACUCUGCAGAGGAGGGCCUUCGUGCAUUUCAGCAAUUGGAGGUCGUGCGAUGGUUUUAUCCAAGAUCACAUCAUGAGGCAGAUUCCUUUCAAACGCUUUGUUCUCAAGGCCCACUUUGUCCUGGAGUACAUGUAUCCUGAGUCAAAAGAGGAGCUCAUGUACAAAUCCAUGAUGAAAUGGAGCAACUCUCGUGUUCCAGAUCCCCAGUCUCUGGAAGAGCGGCUGCUCUGUGUGGAGAUCUCUGAGAGCAGUGUCCACAUCAUCAAGACCGUCAUGAAUACUGUGGCGUCCAUUGCUAAAUUUGCCAGCUUCCUGCCGCUUGCCAACAGGAUCUGUGUGGAGAUGGUUGACUCCAGUGGUGUAGCCCAGGUGGUGGAGAAGCUCACGUCUUCCUCAGUGAAGUGCAUAUUCGGGAACAAAGUUAAACAUGUUGAAUCUGCGAAGAGUCGAAAGCAGCGUCUUGAGGGCUCCAGUGAGAUCUUCACAAACCUUGAACCUGAAGAUGAGUCUCCACCCAAGUCUCCUCCUCCUGAAUGUUCAGAUAAUGAUCUGCAGCUUCUUCUACAAACCAGUGACUCCGCGUCUGCAAAACCAGCUGCUCCGAAUGAACCCAUCACUGGUGAACCUGUCGCAGCUGAACCAAGUUCCACGGCUGCAGGUGACGUAGCGGUGGAGGAGGACAAAGAGAAAGUGGGACCUGAGAUGGUCCUGGACUCCGGUGAUGUUCCUCAGGCAAAUGAAGAUGUAGAGAAAGUCACAGAGACGGAGGACGUGUCAACAACAGCAACUAUUGAUGCUCCUGCUGAUGGAACCAGUGUCCCAGCCGAUUCCAGCACUGGUGUGGUCGCCUCUGAAAAAACCAGCACAGAUCUCCCUCGGAUUAACCAGGACGUGUUCAGGGCCAUCAAAGCAGCGGUUCACCGGCACCGACUGACCCAAGACAUGAAGACACAGAGUGAAGAGAACGAGAGCUCCAGCAACAUUAGUGUCAAGGAUGAAGUCACACAUCAAGAAAAGGUUCAGAAGGAUUCACACACUUCAGACGUCUUCACUGUUAAUGAGCCACAAUUCAACAUCAGGGACUUUGUCACUGUUGAUGAAGUUGCUGAAGAUGUGGAAGAAAUGAGCCCGGACCCCGGUAGCUCCUCGUCCUCCUCAGGGAGAAAAGAAACACAGAGCUCAGACGCUUCAUCUGCUCCAAAACAAACCUCAAAUAGAUCCUCCACCAGAUCCUUGAAAGACUCUAAGAGCUCCGCAUCUUCCUCUUCCAAGUCACCCAAAGAUAACGUGAAGAGAAGCUCGUCUUCUCUCUCGACCUCUGUGUCGCCAAAAAAGACGAAGGACUCAUCUAAGCCGACCAAAUCCUCUUCCUCUGCGUCUUUUCUGUCUCUUGAAACCUCCCCCUCCUCUUGUCACAAGGCACAGAGGAGCAAGACCAAGUCCUCAAGAUCGUCCCCAGCUCCCAGUGAAAGGGUAAAGAAGCCACCAGCAGCAGUGGAGCGUCGCCCUGUGUCACAGAGAGAAGCAGCAAAAGAGAGUGUAGUGGCAAAGUCUGACCACAAAGUGGCAGCAGAGGGCAUUGCUGCAAAAACUGUUGAGUCAGAGACCAAAAUAGAAAAAUCCUCAGCGAUGCAUCCAUCUGCAGAGGAACAGAGAUUCGGGUUGAACCAAGACCAGAAUAUGGAGACUGAUUUAAAGGACACCACACUCAAAGACCCGGAGAAAGGCAAAGAGAAAAAGGAAGAAGAAGAAGAAGAGGAGGAUGAUGAUGAAAAGUACGAAAUCCUUGAUUCCUUCGAUCACAGAACAAAUGAAAACAUAGAUAACAAGUCACCUGAACCUGAGAGUUUGCAAGAGGAAAACUUUCAGGUCUUGGACAGCGUCGACGAUGAAGACGAUGGUGGAGAAGCUUGUUCUGAGAAGGUGGUAGAAGGUUCAACAGAGGACAAAAGAGCAUCAGUUCAAGAGGAUGACAAGCCUGCAGUUGAAGACUCUGCAAUUAAACUAAUGACAUCAGCAGAAUCCUGCAAACCCUCCAAAGAUGUCCAAGAACCUGAAGAUGGAAUCCCAGCAGCUGAAGACCAGCCUCCUAAAGUCUGUGACAACAAAGACAGUGAUGUUGCUGAACAAGAAACCUUCAAGAUAUUGGAUUCAAUUGACGAUCAGAUGACAAUGGACCAAAACAAUGAUUCACAGAGUGAUCAGAUGUCUACAGACAUUUCACGUAGAGAAGAAGAAGAGGAGGAUGCCUCUAAGGUAGUGGAUUCUGUUUCAGAUCAGCCAACAACUACAGAGUCUGAGUCUGACAACAAGAAACCUGACGCUACUUCUAGAAGAGAUGAUAGAUCCUCAAAGAGGAGUGGCCUGAGGACCAGAGCAUCCAAAGGUGAAGAGAAGGUCAAAUCAAGAGCCCAAGACCCUGAAGAGGAGAAGGUGUCUGAGAUGGUCCAUUCGACUGAAGAACUGGUUCAAGAAGCGGCCACCACAGAAAGGACCGAUAGAAGAAGGAGUGGAAGAGGAAAGAAAGAGGACAAAAUGACUCUGAAUCUCACUGAAGCAUCUGAAAAACCAGAUGAAGGUGAGGAGGCUUCGUAUGAAAUCUUAGACUCUGUGGAGGACGAGACUGUGACUGAGGAACCGGUCGUUAUGACGAGAUCCACCAGAGGAAGAAGGGGAAGGACGACUCAGAAAGACCAAACUAAAAAAGAGGACACACCGACAAGAAGUCGACGCACUCCUGUCAGAGAGUCACAGGAAAAAACUCCAAAGAUGGAGAAGGAAGCAUUUUCAAAAGAGAACUCACCAACAAAGAAGACUGACAUCACUGUAAGAGAGGAAAUAGAUGAGGAAGCCACCUAUGAAAUAUUAGACUCUGUGGAGGACGAGGUUCUUCACGAGGACCGGCCCCCCACAGGAGGGAAAAGGAAGAGGGGAAGACCAAAGAAAGCUGUUAAAUCAACUAGAAAAAACCCUGUAACACUGAAGGGCGACAAAGAGGCUGAUGAUGAAGAAGCUGAUGAUGAAGAAAAGGUGUCGUAUCAGAUUCUUGAUUCUGUGGAGGAUGAGAUGGUUGAAGAUCAACCUCCCACAGAAGAGUCGCCCAAAAACGAGGAGGAAGAGCCUGUGUAUCAGAUUGUAGAUUCUGUGGAAGAUGAUCAAGUUCAGGAAGAGUUGAUGACCACUGAGGAGUCAAAAGAUGAAACUUGUCCAAAAGAGGAGGAAGCAGCUGUUCAAGAAGAUGCACCAACGUGUAGGACCGUUGUGGAAACGUCCGAAGAACGGAUCACCAAGGAUUUAGAUCAUGAUCCGUCUGCUGGUCUGGAAAAGAGAGAAAGCUCAUCCAAAGCAAACAUCAAGGAAGAAGGUACAUCAACGACAACGUCUCAAAAAGAUCCCACAACACCAGAAGUGGAGAAGAACCAAGUGAGUGCUCUGGUGGACCUGGAUGAAGUGAGUGAUGAGGAGGAAGAUUACCCUGACGACAUAGCUGAGGAGGAAGAACUGAGGGAGAGCAAAGCUGCUGCUAAAGAAAAGCAACUCGUCACGAAGGAGGAGAGGAGGACCAGGGAGAGAGAGGAGAGGAGGACCAGGGGGAAAGAGGAGAGGAGGACCAGGGAGCGAAGGAGCCAGAGCAGCAGCAGCAGCAGCAGUGGAGGAGGAGACAGGAGGAGGACAAUGGAAAGGGGACGGGAAAAGGAGGAGGAGGAGGUAGACACCAAGGAGAUGGUGACUCUGGAUGAGGUGGGAGCAGAUGAGGCUGGAGAGGAGGUGGUGUUACAGGGUGGAGAGUCUGAUGUUGAGACCACGGCUGGAGAACCGGGGGGGCUCGUCACUCUGGAUGAAAUCGUAGAAGAGGAAGAGGAGGAGGGAAAAGGUGAACAAAGGGGGCUGGAGCCCCGCCCACCCAGCAAGGACGAAGAGUCCCUGGACUCCUUGAACCCGGAGUAUUUGGUGACUCUAGAUGAAGCAGGUGAGGAUGAGGAGGAGAAGGUGGACGAAGCAGAGAAAACAUCAACAUCUGCUAAACGCAAAUACGAUGACGACACAGAGGAGAACGUGAACUUUGUGACGGUGGAUGAAGUGGGAGAGGUUGAAGAGGAGGAGGAGGAGGAGGAAGAACAUAAAACUCCCAGGACAAGAGGCCGAGCCAAGAAGAGAACCAGAAAGACGCCAGUGAGAAAAUCUGCUCGUGGGAGGAAAGUCGAGGCAAAAGAUGAGAGAGAAGAACAGGAAGCCGCCUCCUGUGUGGCCCCGCCCACUUCCCUGGACGCCUCAUCGUCCCCGGACAAAGAUCCAUCAUCGUUACUAAGUGACGGGCAGCAGGAGAUCCAGAAGGAGGAGGAGGAAGGAGCGACCCCUCCUGCUGUGGAGGACCUGCAGCCUGGGGGCCUGGAGGCAGAGGAGGAGAAAGAGGGAUGGAGCAGUGCGGACGUUAAAGUUGUGAGUAAAAGGAGGAAGGAGAUUGUCGGACCUGAAGCAAAGAGAUCUCGUUCUCAGUCUCCUUCUGUUCCUGCCGACUUCAAGCUGCCGCCCUUCAGAGCCAACCAGCCCCUCGGUCAGGAGUUCGUGGUCCCUAAAUUCGGAUACUUCUGUAACAUCUGCCGUGUGUUCUACCUGAACGAGAGCAGCGCCAAGGACGUUCACUGCAGCAGCAAGGCGCACUACAACAACCUGCAGGCACUCUACCAGAAGCGUCAACAGAACCUAUCAGGAAGUUCAACACCAAACUCUCAAGGCUUCAUCUCUGAGUGAUCCAGAUCCUCAUCUGACGCCCUGUUGUCACUCGUGUGUGUGUGUGUGUGUGUGUGUGUGUGUGUGUGUGUGUGUGUGUGUGUUUGUGUGUUUGUCAGCAGGAUUGUGUGAAAUCCACUCAACCGGUUUCUGUGAAACUUGGUGGGAAGAUGGAAAAUGGGCCAAGAAAGAACUUUAACUAUCAAGUGGAUCCAAACACUUUCAUUCUGAGAUGAAAAAUGUAUUUUCACUGAUUUCCCAGAGAAUUAUUCUUAGAUCAUAAAGCAAAAAAUGAAUCUGAUAUAAACAAAUACUUGUUAAUUUAAGUUGCACAGAACAAGUGAGUAGAAUCUAAGCCUUUAAGUGUUUGUCUGUUUUUAUGCACAUUUUUUUACUUAUUAUUAAAUAAACCUGAGUCAGAAAUUCAAAUUGUUUAAUCCUCAGAUGUAUUUUGGGGACUGAUAUUUGUGUGUGUGAGCGAUUGGCGCAGAUUCAAAUAAAAUCUUGAUCUUG